Messenger RNA from Panicum hallii, 1929 nucleotides. RefSeq names its product xyloglucan galactosyltransferase XLT2. Gene Ontology annotation, molecular function: galactosyltransferase activity. The record is from RefSeq and is a predicted model, not a curated record. Gene Ontology annotation, biological process: xyloglucan biosynthetic process. Bases 126 to 1583 code for a protein of 485 amino acids. The transcript has a single exon. NCBI's taxonomy places the organism in Eukaryota, Viridiplantae, Streptophyta, Magnoliopsida, Poales, Poaceae.
AUCGCCCCACCACCAAAUCGCCGCCACCCCACCCCCCAACACACACACACACACCCCAACGCGCGAUCCCCCCUCACUCUAGCUAAGCUCUGGAUCGGCUCGCCCCCGCCGCGGCCGCUGCCCUCAUGGCGUCGUACCGCCCCGAGCAUGCGAAUCCGGCCGCCCGCCGCCCGCGGCCCGUCGUGCUCCUCAUGCUCGCCUUCUUCGCCCUCCAGCUCCUCAUCUUUCUCUCCUUCCGCGCCGUGCGGCCCCCUCCCGCCCCGGCCUCCUCCGCUCCCGCCGCCGACACCGCGGCCGCCGUGCCGGUGCUGGCGUCGGCACCCGCGCGCCGGGACGGGAAUGGUUCGAGCUGCGGCGGCGGGCUGGUGUACGUCUACGACCUCCCCGCGGCCUUCAACGAGGACCUCCUGCGGAUGUGCGACAAGCUCGCGCCGAUGUACUCGCUGUGCCCCUACCUCGCCAACGACGGGCUCGGGCUCCCCGCGGGGGGUACCAACCUGUCGUCGCUCCUGCCGCGGGAGCUGCUCGGGUCGUGGUACGCGUCCGACCAGUUCGCGCUGGAGCACAUCGUCCGCCGCCGCCUGCUGUCGCACCGGUGCCGCACGGCGGACCCGGCGCGCGCCGCGGCCUUCUUCGUGCCCUUCUACGCCGGGCUCGCCGUGGGGCGCCACCUGUGGGCGCCCAACGCCACGGGCGCCGACAGGGACAGGGACUGCGCCGCGCUGCUCUCGUGGCUCCACGCGCAGCCGUGGUACCGCCGCUCCCGCGGCUGGGACCACUUCAUCGCGCUGGGCCGCAUCACGUGGGACUUCCGCCGCACGUCGGACGACGCCUGGGGCGGCAGCUUCCUCACCAUGCCCGGGGUGGCCAACAUCACCCGCCUCGUCAUCGAGCGCGACCCCUGGGACGACAUGGACGUCGGCGUCCCGUACCCGACCGGGUUCCACCCGCGCGCCGCCGCCGACGUGCGCGCGUGGCAGCGGCACGUCGCGCGGCGCCCGCGGCCCAUGCUCUUCGCCUUCGCCGGCGCGCCGCGGUCGGCCAUCAGGGGCGACUUCCGCGCGCUGCUGCUGGGGGAGUGCCAGGCGGCCGGCGCCGCCGCGUGCGGCGCGCUGGACUGCGCCGAGGGCAGGUGCAUCAGGAACAACGCGCUCGUCAUGGAGCUCUUCAUGGGCGCCAGGUUCUGCCUGCAGCCGCGCGGGGACAGCUUCACGCGCCGCUCCCUGUUCGACUGCAUGGUGGCCGGCGCCGUCCCCGUGCUGUUCUGGCGGCGGAGCGCGUACCGGCAGUACGGGUGGUACCUGCCCGUGGGCGACGGGCGCGAGGCGGAGUGGUCCGUGUUCAUCGACCGCGAGAAGCUCCGCGCGGGGAACCUCACGGUGCGCGGCGUGCUGGCGGCCAUCCCGGAGCCGCGGGUGCGGCUGAUGCGGGAGCGCGUGGUGGAGAUGAUCCCGAGGCUGGUGUACGCCGCGGCCGACGGGGGUGAGGGGCUCGGCGGCGGCAUGGAGGACGCCGUGGACGUCAUGGUCGACGGCAUGCUGCGGCGGGUCGCCGAGCAGCGCCCGAGAUGGCGGCCGACGUGAUCUCAGCUGCCGCAGUGGGACCAAACUGAUCAUACGUUUCACAGUUCUUUCGUUUUCCAUUCUGAAUUCUUUCGUGUGAAGAAUUUUGCUCGCGCGAAAAAAGAUUACCGCGCGUAGCCUCGAAGAAGUUGUGCUAAAGUGGCUCUAGCUGUAAAUUUACACGCGUUACAACAGAAUCAGAUAGAGUAAAAAUUCGUGUACAAUGAGUCGGUGAGUUGCAUGCGUUUGACCUGCUGCUGUGCUGCAUAUGGGGAGCACCGUAAAUGUUGAAGUUUGCGAGCAGUUGACGGGCUGCGCCAGAUUAGAUUCUUGUACUAGUAGCAAAUUUGACCCGGGAAUGUAUAGU